AUGACGGCAGCGCUUCGUGCACCGCUGCGGGCCUUUGCCAGUCCCGCGACGGUCAUCGGGCCAUCGUGCAAAGCAUCGAUUUCCGCUUCCGCUGGCGCAUCGUUCCACACAUACUUGAAGCCAGCCAUACAUGAUUCGCAAGCGUUUUCGAAGUCAAGAGUAUCAUGGAAGUCCCAACGAUCUUCCGGUAUCCUGAGUCGGCCCUCGACGAAUUCGUUUUCGACCAACCGCUUCGCUCUUUUUCCCGCGGAGUCUAGCUCAAUAGACACGAUAUCGGCUCCGCGCUCGAGACCGGCGCAGCGAAGGUACCUGAAGUAUCUUGCUGUACUAGGACUGCUCGGUGUAGGAGGACUUGUGUACUCGGAUGAAGUGAAACACAUCUAUAAUGCGGCGAGGAGGAGUGGUCGCGUGCUUGGGGCUCUUGCCGUCUGCAUCAACGAUUACCGUGUUACUCUCAAACAGGCCGGCGUUGCAUCGCCUGAAGACUACGAUGCCCUGAUUCGCGCAUGCCAUCAGCGCUGUGCAAAUCGAACACUUCGUGUACUGGAACAGAAUGGCUCGAUCUUCAUCAAGCUAGGACAACACCUGAGUAGCAUGGGCUAUCUACUACCUAUCGAAUGGACCUCGACUUUUAUCCCACUGCAGGACAAGUGCCCUGUCUCAUCUAUCGAGGCAGUUGAAGAGAUGUUUGUCACAGACACUGGCCAGCGCAUCGACGAACUGUUCAGCUCUUUCGAUCCGACCCCGAUUGGAGCGGCUUCGCUUGCCCAGGUUCAUCUUGCUACACUGAAGGAAAAUGGCCAAAAGGUUGCGGUCAAGGUGCAGCACCCUGCUCUCGCCGAGUGGGUGCCGCUUGACUUGUCUCUAACCCGGUUCACAUUCUCAAUGCUGAAGCGGUUCUUCCCAGAGUACGACCUCGAGUGGUUAUCGCGUGAGAUGGAUGAAUCUUUGCCUGUAGAAUUGGACUUUCGGAUGGAGGCUCAGAAUGCCACUGCAGCUAACGAGUACUUUAAAAAGCACUCCGAUGCGCCACUCGUGAUUCCCGAGGUGAUGUGGUCCCAAAAGCGCAUUCUCGUUAUGGAGUGCAUUUCAGGCCGCCGACCAGACGAUCUCGAAUAUCUUGAUGCCAACAACAUUGACCGGGACGAAGUCUCGGCUGCUUUUGCUCACAUCUUCAAUGAAAUGAUCUUUGGUGACGGGGCUCCGCUUCAUUGCGACCCUCAUGGCGGUAACAUCGCCAUUCGGCCGAACCCCAACCGUAGCCAUCCCAACUUCGACAUCAUUCUGUACGAUCACGGUCUUUACCGUAUGAUCGAUCGAGACCUGCGUCGCAACUACGCCAAGCUGUGGCUCGCUGUCCUUGAUGCCGACGUCCCACGGAUGCGCGAGUAUGCCUACAAGGUCGCAGGUGUCACAGAUGAACAUUUCCCACUCUUCGCCAGUGCCAUCACCGGCCGUGACUUUACCGUCCUGACGCAGAAGAAUGUUGCUUCUACCCGGACAGACGAUGAGAAGAAGGAGAUCACCGGAGCCCUGGGCGAAGGCAUGUUGCAGCAGCUUGUUGUGUUGUUGGGUCAAGUACCCCGAAUCAUCCUUUUAAUUUUGAAGACCAAUGACCUGAGUGAGUCGUCCUCCUUCCAGACGCCCAAUUUUCCCGUCUAUAAUUCCCAUGCUAACAGUCUGCUUCCCUUGCCUUUGUCAUUUCUAGCCCGGAGUCUUGACGAGAAUCUCCACACACGCCAGGGCCCCAUGCGAACAUUCUUGAUCCUGGCCCGAUACGCCACUCGUACCGUCUUUGAAGAACAGAUGGAAAUCAUUCGCAACUCAGGCGGCAUUUUCCUGAAUUUCUUCCAGUACCUUUCUGCGUGGGCUGGAUAUCUUCGUGUUGAAGCGAGAUUGUCCGUUUAUGAGACCCUCUUAUCUGUGAAAAGCAGACUCGGUCUGCAAACUGCGUUGUAG
Messenger RNA from Penicillium oxalicum, 1959 nucleotides. RefSeq names its product ABC1 kinase family protein. The transcript has 3 exons. Gene Ontology annotation, biological process: mitochondrion organization; lipid homeostasis. NCBI's taxonomy places the organism in Eukaryota, Fungi, Ascomycota, Eurotiomycetes, Eurotiales, Aspergillaceae. The record is from RefSeq and is a predicted model, not a curated record. Gene Ontology annotation, cellular component: mitochondrial inner membrane. The coding region runs from base 1 to 1959 and encodes 652 amino acids.